CAGCAACCUGGAUUCUUGGGAUUUAUGAAAAUCACAAAUUUCAAGGAACCAAAGAUCUUGUAGAUAAUUUCAUAAAAAGGGAAAGGCCAUUUGAUAAUGGCCAAAGUAAUUAAUUAAGGGUAUCUAUGUUUUGAAAAUUGUAGAUCCGUAUCUCUCCACUUGCGUAAACAUUCCGGAAAAAUUUUCAAAUCUUGUUUCUUCCACCGUUAUUUACUUUAUAUAUGUUGGGCAUCACUUAAUUGUAUUGUAAUUAGCUCCGAUUCGAAGGGCUUUUCGGGGGGAAAACACAAAUUUCGACAAACAUCCAAGUAUCCAACGUUUCUUUCUUUCUUCUUCCUUUUUCUCCCUCUGGCUCGCUAACUCUAGUAGCGUCUGCUGUCUAGUAGUAAUGUGUGUGAAGUGUAGAGGGUUCAGUGAGAGUGAGUCACAAUCUUCACUACAGCCAACUUCUUCGUCAUCGCCAUAACACCGAAACACGAUUUCUUAUUUAUACGGGUUCUCUUCUCUUCCUUUUGUCUCUGAAAACAAUCAAAGAGGAAAACUCAGUUAACGAUCUCCCGGGAUCUCAUACUUCUCCAUCCAUUCCCCCCAAACCUUUCUGCAGUACCAUGGCCGAAACACUAGAUUCUGGCAUCAGAGAGAUUUCACCACCAUGCAGAACCCCACACAUGGGUACCGGAGCUGGACUGGAAACCCCAAAGUCCGGCACCCUAUCGUCUACCGGGACUAAAGAAACCCUAGUUUGUGAUAAUGCUGCUGGUAAUAACAACAAAAACAAAGGUAGUUUCAGAGCUGUGGUCGAUACGUCUCCGCCGUUCGAGUCGGUUAAGGAGGCCGUCAGUCGCUUUGGUGGUAGCGGUACUUGGAGACCUCCUCACAAGUUUAUGGAAGCCAGACAUAGCACCAAGAAUUUUGAUACAGGGAAAGUAGAGGAACAGACUGCACAGUUGGAGAAAGAUCUGGUUGUGAAAGAACAGGAGACACUGGACAUCUUAAAAGAACUGGAAUCAACAAAACGAGUUGUGGAAGAGUUGAAGUUGCAGCUUCAGAGAGGAACAUUCAAAGCUACUGCAAACCUGGAUUCAAUUUCAGAUAACAAGAAGAUAAAUCCUGUUGUCCAAGGAAAGGAAAAGCAUACUCCUGAAAUUAUAGCUAAGACACAUCAGGGCUCGGUGGAAGGUUUGAGCCUGUGUCCCUCUUCUUCUCCAGGUAUGAUAUUAAUGGAAUUGAAGCAGGCAAAGGUCAACCUAAACAGAGAAACAAGUGAUAUUGCUGGAAUCCGUGCUUCUGUUGAAACACUUAACAAGAAAAUAGAGAAAGAAAGAAUUUCACUUGAGAAAACUCGUGAGAGAUUGACCUCAAAUUCUACCAAGAUAUCUUCUCUUGAGGAAGAGUUAAACCGAACAAGACUGAAGCUGCAACUGACUAAGGAUUUAAAAGUUAAAGGUGAUUCUGAUAAUCCAACUAAUAUUUCAAGAGAGCUCCAAGAAUUGAGUAUGGAGACUAGCAAGUUCAAGAAGAUGGCAGAAGCUGCUAAAGUCAAAGUUCUGAGAACUAUUUCAGAAAUUGAACAGACCAAGACAAGUAUAAAAACAGCUGAGAUCGGGUUGGUUGCAGCCAAAAAGAUGGGAGAAGCAGCUAGAGCUGCAGAAGCGGUUGCCUUAGCAGAGAUGAAGGCCUUAUCAAACAGCAAGAGUUCAUCUAGAGUUUCCUGGCAAAAUCCUGGAGUAACUCUUUCUUUUAAAGAGUAUUCUUCCCUAACACAUAAAGCUCAAGAAGCUGAGGAGAAUUUGAAGAGAAAGGUAGUAGAUGCAAUGCUUCAAAUUGAUGAAGCAAAUAUAUCUAAGAUGGAGAUACUAAAGAAGGUGGAAGAAGCAGAAGCAGAAGUUAAAAUCAGUAAAAAGGCCCUACAAGAGGCUUUGAACAGAGUGGAGGCUGCUGAUAAAGGGAAGUUUGCAGUUGAAGAGGCUUUGAGGAAAUGGAGAUCAGAACAUGGUCAUAAAAGGCGCUUGAACUCUAACAAGUUCAAGAAUUCCUAUCCAUCUCACCAUAGGAGAGGUUCACGGCUGCUUGAUCUCAAUGGGCUGGACAUUGGUAGUGAUGGAUCAAAACCUGUCUUGAGACCUACCCUGUCAAUAGGGCAAAUAUUGAGAAGGAAAUUGCUUCUGAUGGAAGACUGUGAAAUGGGGUUGGCUGGAGACAGCAUUGAGAAACCAAAGAUGUCGCUGGGUCAGAUACUCAGUAAAAGAAAUGAUGUUCUAUCUCCUCAUAAGCCUACAAAAGAAGGAAAUUCUCACAAGCAGUUCUCUAAGAGGAAGAAGUUUGGAUUUGCCCGGUUUUCACUCCUCUUGGCAAAACAAAAUAAAAAGAAGAUGCAAGUACCUACGCCAAGGUAACUAGGUGGUUUAAUUUGUCUAUAGAUCACAUGGUCCUUUCACAUCUUUCUGGUUUGUAAAUAUUUUUAUUAUUUCUAUCAUUUGCUUACGCUUUCUUUUUGUAAAAGAUUUUGUGAUAUUGCGA
Molecule: messenger RNA, 2520 nt
Organism: Nelumbo nucifera (sacred lotus)
Lineage: Eukaryota; Viridiplantae; Streptophyta; Magnoliopsida; Proteales; Nelumbonaceae
Product: WEB family protein At2g38370-like
Biological process (GO): chloroplast avoidance movement; chloroplast accumulation movement
Cellular component (GO): cytosol
Source: RefSeq, a predicted model, not a curated record